Molecule: messenger RNA, 2602 nt
Organism: Athene cunicularia (burrowing owl)
Lineage: Eukaryota; Metazoa; Chordata; Aves; Strigiformes; Strigidae
Product: putative P2Y purinoceptor 10
Exons: 2
Coding region: 416-1531 (371 amino acids)
Biological process (GO): positive regulation of Rho protein signal transduction; phospholipase C-activating G protein-coupled receptor signaling pathway
Cellular component (GO): membrane
Molecular function (GO): G protein-coupled receptor activity
Source: RefSeq, a predicted model, not a curated record
GCUCGCCUGAAGGACACAAUCACAACUUCUGUGCAAAAAGGAAAGAAAGAAAUCCGCGCCCGAGGUCUUGCUCGGAUGGCAUUUGGAUGAAACGUCAUCGCCUUCCCAGUUGUUUUAACGUCAUUAGCUGUACACGUUUCGUGUGGUGAAGAGAAACAAAAUACAGGAUUUCCUGUUCUGCAGACACUGUACUGGGCUGCAGAUGCCGGCAGAAUUCCAGCGCUCCGAAAACAUGUGGAAGUUUAACAAGGAGUCGCCGGGGCUGGGAUCGCUGCAAAACUCGGUGGAAAAUAAAAGCAGAAAGCUCAUUCCUCCUGCUCUCUAGCAUGGAUGUCACCCCCCCGAAGGAUGGGAGUCACAGGAAGAAGCCCUUCACCCGCUUUCAUCGCCCCAUGAGCCAAGAGACUCAGCCGCGAUGGAGAGCAACACGUCCUCCGGGAACUGCACCGAUCCCCAGAUGUCCUUCCAGUCCACCCUGUACGCAACCACCUACACCCUCAUCUUCAUCCCCGGCCUGCUGGCAAACAGCGCUGCUCUGUGGGUCUUGUGCCGCUUCAUCAGCAAGAAGAGCAAAGCCGUCAUCUUCAUGAUCAACCUGGCCGUGGCCGACCUGGCUCACGUCCUCUCGCUGCCCUUACGGAUGUAUUACUACAUAAACCACACCUGGCCGUUUGGGAGUUUUCUUUGCCAGGUGUGCUUCUACCUGAAGUAUCUCAACAUGUACGCCAGCAUCUGCUUCCUCACCUGCAUCAGCAUCCAGCGGUACCUCUUCCUCCUCCACCCCUUCAAGGCCAAGGACUGGAAGCGCCGGUACGACGCAGCCAUCAGCGCUGCCGUCUGGCUCUUCGUUGGGGCGGCGUGUUUACCCCUGCUCGUGGUGAGGAGCCCAGCCUUGUCCAACAGCACCAACACGUGCUUCUCAGACCUGGGGGUGAAGCAGCUGAGCCCGGGAGCCUCCAUCGCGCUGGUGACCGUGGCGGAGCUGUUUGGGUUCGUCAUCCCCUUUGGCAUCAUCGCCUGCUGCACUUGGAAGAUGUGGCAGUCCCUGCGGGAGUGCCCGACGCCGCUGCAGAACACUAGCGAGAAGCAGAAGGCGUUGCGCAUGGUCUUGAUGUGCGCGGCCGUCUUCUUCAUCUGCUUCACCCCCUACCACAUCAACUUCCCUUUCUUCAUGAUGGUGAUAGAGAACAUCAUCCGGGACUGUGCCGUUCACAGGAGCACGCUCCGCUUCCACCCCAUCUCCCUCUGCCUGGCGAGCCUCAACUGCUGCCUGGAUCCCGUCCUCUACUACUUCAUGACCUCUGAGUUCCAGGACCAGCUUCUGCGCCACAGCUGUGCUGCCCUGCGAGCUCGGUUCACGCGCCGUGGGAGCAGCCUCUCCAUCACCGAAACCCACCACGACAUUCGUAUGAAGAAGAGAAAUUUUCCACGCUUUAAGUUCUGGUCUCUUCCCAAGUUCUUUGGCCGAAUAAACAGUAUGGAAAUCCCUCCCAUGCCACCCGAUGAGCUUCUGCUGGAGUCCAUCUCUUGAAACCGAAGCCAUUUCUGUCCAUGUAGGUGCUUCUCAUCGCUUGAGGGAAGAUUGCGUGAGGUGUCCAAAUGCAUCUUCAAUUACCCUUGUGUGCAACAGAUGCCAGGAGGAUCUGACCUAGAAGGACAUUUCAAUGCAAAAAGACUUGCUGGUUGCAUUGUUGCUGCUGGGGACUGUUUGCCUUACAGCGUUCUCCACCAUCAUAUAGAUAAAAUACCCAAAACAGCUGUUGCUGAUGCCAGUACUUCUCCCAUGCUGAACUGUAGCUGGGUUUGGGUCCCUCAUUUGUGUUGUUUCAGUGCUUCUACAUACUUGUCAUUUCUGAAAAUCCUUCUAGAUCCUGUGUUAUAAGCAGGCAACUCAGCCUCAGCACAGCUCGGGGAGGUAGCAUGGAGGAGUUUCAGCCCCGAUCGCAGCUACCUGCGGCCCUUGCCGACCUAGAGCAUCCACCAUGCUCACGUGAGGCUCUAGGUCAGGACAGUUAAUUGUCUCCAUGUAAACUAAAUCUCUUCCCAUUGCAAAAAAAAAAAAAAAUCUAGACUGCAAGGCUAUAACUCUACCAACAUGUAUCAAGCAAAGAGUAUUAACCUAUAUCCACAUCGGUGUUACAGGGAGUUUUCAAACAGACUGGGCUCAGCUCACGCUACAGAAAAAGACACCAAGAGCUGAGCAAGGGAGUCUGCCUGGCUCCCGGGAGCUACAGGAUGCUCAGAUGAUUAUGGGGGGAUAAAUACUUGGAAGACAGACUGUUACUGGAUAUGCCACGAGCAAAGGGGAGGGAUCAAGGACAUCUCCCAGGGCACAUUUACUCAGAGACCUGGCGCGAGCUGCAGCAGGGAGGACUAGUAGUUGGCAAUGCCGUCUCUUGUGUUAUUAGGAGUCUUGUGUUGUUUGGCAUUUUGCUAAAGCCUGUGGUUGCAGAUUAAGAUGUUAUCCAAGCCUCGCAGUUUUGCUUUUAAAAAAAAAAAAAAACAGAAAAGGCCCCCAGCGCUUGCUGGGUACCGAGGAAAGUUUACAAAACAGACCCAAGUGCAUCCUUAAAGCUUCAAACGUGGGAGGAAAUAAAAUGAU